AGCAAGAAACACUGUUGCCCCACUACUGCACUCCAGGAGAGAGGCGCCGCGGAGGUGGGCGAAACCCACCCACAGAUAGGAGACCCUGCGGCUGCUUCCAUUCGAUUCCCUUCCCCGCACGAAACCCCCUCCCCUCUCCAAUUUCAUCCAUGUCAGCGGCCGUCCGCUCCCGCGCCUCCACCGCGGCCGCGGCGGCGGUCUCUGCCGCGCGCCGCAUCCACGCGAGCCGCGCCGCGGAGCUGCAGCGGAACGGCUCGAGCCCCGCCGGCCUCCGCCCACCAUGGGCUCUCUUCCGUCGGCGCCAGCAGCAGGAGCACCUCCCCCGCGCCGCCGCAGCCCUUUUCCAGGACGCCGUCGCUGCCGGCUCGGACGGCGGGGAGCCGCCGGAGAUCUGGCGCCAGCCCGGCGAGCGCGCGGGCACCAUCGGGAGGAUCGACGUGGUUAGGGUUGCUGGUGGCGGCGGGGAAGGAUUUGAUGGGAAGGACGGGGGCGGAGACGGUGGGGGCUGGGGCGGCUCCAACCUGAGCCGCCAGUUCCCUACGCCCAAGGAGAUUUGCCGUGGGCUCGACAAGUUUGUCAUCGGUCAGGAGCGAGCAAAGAAGGUGCUGUCUGUAGCUGUUUAUAAUCACUACAAAAGGAUAUCUUGCGAGUCACUCUCCAGCAGGUCUGCCGGAGACUGUAGUGAAAGCGAUUCUUGCAUGAGCGAAACUGACAUGGUAGAGCUUGAGAAAAGCAACAUUCUUAUGAUGGGUCCGACAGGCUCUGGGAAAACACUGCUGGCAAAAACACUAGCAAGAUUUGUGAAUGUGCCCUUUGUGAUAGCUGAUGCAACAACCCUCACUCAGGCUGGAUAUGUUGGUGAGGAUGUUGAAUCUAUUCUGUAUAAGCUCCUAGUGGCUGCUGAUUUUGACAUAGCUGCUGCCCAGCAAGGGAUCAUCUAUAUUGAUGAAGUUGAUAAAAUAAUAAAGAAGGCUGAAAGUAUCAAUCUUAGCAGAGAUGUUUCAGGUGAAGGUGUUCAACAAGCGUUGUUAAAAAUGCUUGAGGGAACGGUUGUUAGUGUUCCUGAGAAAGGGGCCAGGAGGCAUCCGAGGGGGGGUGACAAUAUCCAGAUUGAUACAAAAAACAUUCUCUUCAUUUGUGGUGGCGCUUUUGUGGACUUGGAGAAAACUAUUUCUGAAAGGAGACACGAUUCUUCAAUUGGUUUCCGAGCGCAGGUUCGCUCAAAUAUGCGUGCUAGUGGUGUCAUAAAUGCUGAGAUCACAUCUUCGCUUCUGGAAUCAGUUGAAAGUGGCGAUCUCAUUGCAUAUGGAUUAAUCCCAGAGUUUGUCGGUAGAUUUCCAAUUCUUGUUAGUCUAUCCUCCCUCAGCGAAGAUCAACUUGUUGAGGUUCUUACUAAGCCAAAAAAUGCCCUUGGCAGGCAGUACACAAAGUUGUUUGAAAUGAAUGAUGUUAAGUUGCAUUUCACAAAGAAGGCUUUACGGCUUAUUGCAAAAAGAGCAAUAGCGAAGAAUACAGGGGCUCGAGGUUUAAGGUCCAUAUUGGAGAGUAUAUUGACCGAAGCAAUGUAUGAGAUUCCAGAAACACGAACUGGAAAAGACAAAAUAGAUGCUGUGGUUGUUGAUGAGGAGUCUGUUGGAUCCACAAAUCAGAAUGGUUUUGGAGCCAAGAUUCUUUGUGGAGGAGGAGCAUUGGAUCGGUAUCUGGCCAAGAAUGAUGAUAAAGAAUCAACGCUUGAACAGCUUGAGAAGGCGAAUGGGGAAUCUGAGGUCGAUACUGAAGCCCCCUCUAGAGUGGCCAGCAUGUAGGGUUUCUGUCAACAGUAAUUAUGUAUAUAAAUAACUUGUUAUGGGCCGUGUAACUGUAGCCAAUUCAAAUGUAAAGUCAUGCCCAUAAAUUCAUCAUGUACAAGGUCGGUGCUGGGGGUGUAAUAUGUUAGGGCGAAUUGGCGACAGAGUCUUAAUCCUUCAGACUUUACGUUGAAGAAUAGUAAAUGGGAUAGCUUAGCUCCUCAUGGUCCUGGAUCGUUUCUAUUGCACAUCCAGAUCAGAUUCCAGGUCUGGUACUGGAAGGAUGGAAAAUUACGCUA
Molecule: messenger RNA, 2086 nt
Organism: Phragmites australis (common reed)
Lineage: Eukaryota; Viridiplantae; Streptophyta; Magnoliopsida; Poales; Poaceae
Product: CLP protease regulatory subunit CLPX1, mitochondrial-like
Exons: 15
Coding region: 150-1805 (551 amino acids)
Biological process (GO): proteolysis; protein catabolic process; protein folding
Cellular component (GO): mitochondrial matrix
Molecular function (GO): ATP hydrolysis activity; ATP-dependent protein folding chaperone; ATP binding
Source: RefSeq, a predicted model, not a curated record